CCAACUACCACCUCUCUUCUUAAGACCCGUUCUUCACCCUUCUCUCCUCCUCAGACACUGGUCUCCACCUCUCCUGCUUUCUCCUACUCCCCUCCUUCGGGUUCUCGUCUUAUUGUGUUCAUCAGCGAUGGGAUCGGAGACGGUGAUGGUGGACCAAGUCCCAUUCGCUCCUGAGAUCACGGUCACCAAACCAUUAAGCCUCCUGGGCUAUGGCGUCACCGACAUCGAGAUUCAUUUUCUACAGAUCAAGUAUAACGCGAUUGGGAUCUACAUGGAGAAGGAGAUCAUUCAGCAUUUAGCGGAUUGGAAGGGCAAAAAGGGAUCCGAGCUAGCCGAAGAUGAUGUCUUCUUUGAUGCUGUCGUUUCAGCUCCAGUCGAAAAAUACUUCAGAAUCGUGGUGAUUAAGGAGAUCAAAGGUUCCCAGUACGGUGUGCAACUCGAGAGCGCUGUGAGAGACAGAUUGGCAGCCAUCGACAAGUACGAAGAGGAAGAAGAGGAAGCACUCGAAAAGGUCACCGAGUUUUUCCAGAAGAAGUACUUCAAGAAGGAUUCUCUGAUAACGUUUCAUUUCCCUGCAGCUUCUCGCACUGCUGAGAUAUCCUUUGCGACGGAGGGAAAGGAGGAAGCGAAGGUGAAGGUGGAGAAUCCAAACGUGGCUGAGAUGAUCCAGAAAUGGUACUUGGGUGGGACUAGGUCGGUGUCUCCAACCACUGUGAAGAGCUUGGCUGACAACCUUGGGACGAUGCUCGCUCAGUAGCUCUUUGGGUGACUAGUUUCUCGUAUGGGCAAGAACAAUAAUCGUGAAAUUUCGUACCAAGCGAUGUACCGCGUGAGGUUUCAUCCAUGUUGCAUGCGACAUCUUGUUUCCCGUACCAAAAGGAUGAACACUUUUAGCGGAUAUUUGUAGGGUUUGAUUUGGAUCACUUGUCUGAAAUAAACUGCAGUAAGUAUUAAAGUA
Messenger RNA from Musa acuminata subsp. malaccensis (wild Malaysian banana), 958 nucleotides. Its product is annotated as chalcone isomerase-like protein 2. The record is from RefSeq and is a predicted model, not a curated record. Lineage: Eukaryota; Viridiplantae; Streptophyta; Magnoliopsida; Zingiberales; Musaceae. Gene Ontology annotation, molecular function: intramolecular lyase activity.